UUCCUUGGAGGCCAGAUUUAAAAAUUAACCGCCACAGUGGCCUGUUGGCAAAUAGGAAGCACUGCUGGUCUUCUUCCACACUUGCUCUCGAUGUAGAUUUUUAUACUCCCCCCCCCCCUUUGUUCCUGAUACAGAUCUUCACUCAAUCCUUCUUCUCUGGCUUGGUGAGGCACCAUUUUGUUGUUUACCUCAAGUGUCAAAAAUGCCUGUUAUCAUAGUCAUUUCUCUUGUAACUUCACAUGGACUUGAAGGUUGUCCUCAGAUAAUAAACUGGGCUCAGAACUUGUAGGAAAGUUGUGACACUGUGUACAAAACUGCAGUCUGAGUAACAUCCUCAGAGUUAGCCGAAACAGUUAACUAAUAACAUUUAUUGAGGCAUAAGCUUUCCUGGACUAGAGUUUAGUUAAUCAAAUGCAUGAAGUAUUAUCCGUGCUUGACAGGAGUUUUUCUCUCAGGAUCCCAGAGUUCCAUUCCUAUCAAAACUGAGCAAACAGGAACAAUAACCAUUGAUAGCUUAUAUGCAGAAGUUGGCAGACAUCCUGAAGGAAUUACUUUAAAGGUAUUUCAAGAAAGCUAGGCAUUGAAAUAUUUCAGCAUACAUUUUCCCAUGUGCACAGGCUGUUAUUUAUGUCUUGUUUUUAUCUGUAUGGGCCUACGGCCGUAAUAAAUUAUUAUUAUUAUUAUUAUUUCAGCAUACAAUUUUUUUAAAAAAAAUAAAUAUUCCAGCUCAAUGAAUAAAAUGUUUGCACAACUCUGCUCUGCUUCAUUUGGCUUGCUUGGCAGUAAACUGAUGGGAAUCACAUCAAUGCAAACAUGAAAGAGAAUAUACCACUUCUUACUUUGCUGCAAAUAAAGAAAAUUGACAGUUUUAAUAUCAAGCAUUCAACAUUAUAAUGUCUGCACCCAUGGGGGGAAACUACUUUCCCCUCUGUCAGAAAAAAGCAGAGUCCAAGAGUACAUGAUUAUACCUGUGCAAGAAAGUGGAGAAAUUUCAGGGUAUGAUAACAGAAUUGUAAUUGGUCAUUAGGUUUUUAUGAAUAGGUGGCAAUCAAAUGAUAUGCCCUAAAGUAAUCAUCCUGUAAAAUAUAGCAAAACUAACUUAGCUGCCCAAAUUGAGGUUGGAAGAACACAGGGAUUUCCACAGACCUGGAUUGGUAUCUACUUAUAUGUGCUUUAUGUGUACACAUCCUCUCUGUGUGUCUCUGUCUCUCUCCGUCUGUGAGAGGUGCUCCCUUACUCAGUUGAGAUGAGGAUGACUUUGAAGCCAUUAAAAAAGAACUGUCAAGAUAGCACUCACAUUGCAGUAUUGUUUGUGCUUCUAUAAUUCAUACAAGUUCAUAGCUUUGAUUGGAAUUUUGAUGGAACAGGUGCCCUGAUUAUUGUCAUCUGGACAAACAAAUUUCAGGUGGCUAGCUGAGUUCUGGGCAAGCUUCCAUCCAUGUUUACCAUUUUGUUUUUGUUGCUGUUUGUUCAAUUGCCUUUGUAGCAUGGUUUUCCUGUCUUUUCAUAGACCCUGUGAAAUUAUCCUGUUUUGCUCUCCAUAUUUCCUCAGGUCAUUUAACAUGCUUGGCUAUAUUUCCUUUUGUGUUGCUGCAUGAAAGAUUGAUGUGAGGAAGGGCGGGGGGGGGGAGAGCAUGUAACAGACGAGUCGUUGCCAGAUAAAAGAUUUUGGCAGAGAAAAAGUCAACUGACAUAUCUUAGCCCUCUUUAAAACAUUCUUGAGAUUCUGGAUCAAAUUUGUUGUUUUUUUCUUUUUAGAACGAGGGCUUGUUUCUUAUUUUUGCAUCCCAACAUUUGAUUUAUUGAUAAUACAUGGAUGUACAAUGGUUUAGUUGAGUCCGGUUGCAGCAUUAUGAAAUCUUCUAAAACUACAGCAAAAGAAUUAAAAAGCAAAACAUUCAGGGGGCUGAAAUGAAAGAUCAUAGGAAUAUAUGAAAACACGAAGCUGCCUUAUAUUACACCAGGCAAUUGCUCCACCAGGUUCCCUAUGUCUCUUAAGCCUUCCCAAAUUACAGGUAGUCUAUUUUAUUGUUGCUGUUUUUAAUUCUUGAUAGGGUUUAUGCUUUAACACUGAUUUAUUAUCUCUAUAGGGUUUUAUGUUCUGUUUCUGUAUACCAUGUAUUCUCUGAAUGUAAGGAUGUUUAUAAAUUCUGAACUAAAUAUACAAAAUAUUGUCUACACUGACUGGCAGUGACUUCCCAGGAUUUCAGACACAGAGUUGUAUCAGUUGCUGCACCAGCAGGGUUCCACUAGUACAAUGGGACUUCUGUUUCCUCUCCGCCCCAAGUCUGCUCUGGUUCCCAGCCCUCCAGAGAUGACUUUGUGUAAAGGUUCUGUAAGUAACAGAAGGCUGUUGCACCAGUGGAAUUAAAGCUUCAGAUACGGCCCAGACAGUCUUUCUUAGCCUGAAGAUGCCAAGGUUGGAACCUGGGACCCUCCACAUGCAAAGCAGAGUCUUUACCACUGAGCUAUGGCUCUUCUUCAUGUUCUCUAAUUUUUUGAGACAGCAAAGGGAGAUGGGGAAACAAGAAUUUCAAUGUGGGGCUCAUCUUUUUCUCCACUUACCUACCCUUUGUCAACAAGAAUGACAGGCCCAGGGAGACAAAAGGAAAGCAAUGGGGUGUGUUCGGUUACAAAAACAACAAAGUUAUUUUUCCUUCAGAUUAUUUUUUUUUAAAAAAAACCUAGGGCACAAACCCUUCUUUGACAAAUGCUACCCUCUCACCACCCCUUUGAGAGUACUGGAUAAUGUCUUUCUGACCCCCAAAAUUGGCAGUCUCACUCCCUGGCUUGUGUGUAUAGGAUUGCUCUUUUAAUAAUGUUUUACACAGACUUUCCAACCUGGUGUCCUCCAGAUGUUUUAGACUAUGAGACCCAUCACCCCAGAUUAUUGGCCAUGAUGGCUGAGGCUGAUGGGAGUUGUAGUCCAAAAGGACCUCACGGUAUCAAGUUGAGGAAGGUUGCUUUAAUAGACUCGUUCUAUAAAGAGGGUCUCUUAUUAAAGUGAGACUCACUUAUAUCAUGGGAUGGCUAACCUGUAGCCCUCCAGAUGUUGUACUACAACGUGCAUCACCCCUAACCACUGAACAUGUUGUCUGGGAGUUGGAGUCCAGCAACACAGGUUUUGAAGCAAGAUUCAUUUUAACAUUUUCUCUUGAAGACUUCCCCCCCCCCCCCAAAAAAAGCAGAUCUCACAAAUCCAGUUUAAAAGCUUCAAAAGUAAAUGCAUGGGACACUUUGCUCCCUGUCCAUGGUGCUGAUUAGCUGUGUGCUUUGUAUAUCUCCAGCAUAUAAUAAGCAGAAAAGACGAAUAGUGUUGUUUGCACCUACUGGAAAACAAAUUAGGUAUAUUACAUAAACAUAUUACAUCCAAUUGCACAGGCACUUCUGGGGAACCUCAGCUGCAUAUCUUUUAUCUGAAUUAAGCCAUAAUAUGAAUAUGGUAUUUUUAAAAAUUACAAAAGGAAUCGAAAUGGUUGAGUAGCUUUGGGAAGAUUAGUCCUUGGGUGUUUGUAGUAGUCACAUUUCAGAUAUAUUGUAGCUGCAAUCCUAUACCUAUUUACCAUUUAAUUUAGUGGGACUACUUCUAAGUAGGCAUGUAGAGGAUUGUGCUGUAAAUAGGCAGAAUCCAGACUAAGUUAAUUGCACCCAAGUCCUGCCAAAAUCAAUGCAAAAUGUUAGUUAUGGUUUAACUCAUCUCACUGGUGUUAAUGGGAACUAAGUGUGAACAACUUGGACUGGACCCAGCCCAAUGUAUCCAGUCUUCACUUGCAUCUUGGUCAUUGCACUUCUUUUCUUCUCUUUUGUGAUUUCAUUGUUGUGUGCCUAUCGUAUCCCUUUUUGUAACAUAAACUUGUGGUAUCUUGAAAGGCCAGAUAUUGUAAUCUGAUGUACAAGCUUUUGUUUUUAACAGAAAAGGCAAGAAUAAAGCAAAAAAGGGAAAUUCACAAAAUCAGCAGUUUUCCUCAAAGGUCUAGGGUAGGUCUAGACCCAUGGGCUAGAUCCCAAAGCAAUGUUAUCUACACCCUGUCAACACUACUAAAUACUAAUCAAGGUGUGGAUGAAAAAACUGCUGAUGGAAAAGGACAUUGUUUUCAAAGUUGUUUAAGACAGGCAUAGUCCACACAUGCUCCAGACAUCCAAUAUUUGCAAAUAGCUUUUCCAUCAACAAUGUUGAUCUCAAACCAUCUGACAGUAGCACAUCAUCAAAAUGUAUAAAUAAAAUAUACAUAUCAACAUAAUAUCAAGAAAACAAAAACAAGUCAUGUGACUGUAUUUUGUUUUAAUAUUGAAUUUUAAGUUGUUGUACCCCACUAUGACACCUGAUGGUGAAAGGUGGGUUAAAAAUGGAAUUCAUUCGUUCAUAACAACAAGUUCAAUAAAUACAUGAAAAAUAAUUGAACAAUAUAAAGAUUCUAAAUACAAAAAAAGGUAGAGUGUUAAUACAUGUAAAUGUAGAGGGGCAAGACUAACAUUCACAGAAUGAGGAGUGACUACCGUAUGAUAGAUCUAGAGCACAUGUGACCUAGAUGCAGAAAACAAAAUGGUAGUACAAUUGGCUACCUAAACGACCCUGGCCAAUUACACUGAGUGCUUUCAGGAAAGGGCAAAAGAAAAAAAAUUCAUGGGGUAUGAAACUAAAAUAGAUUAUUGGGGGGGGCGGCUAAUCCUGCUUCUAAAUGGAUGAGCAGUGCAGAGACCAAGUUGAAGAAAGGGUUUCUUCUGGGACAGGAGUGGAGAAACUGGUCCUCCUGGUAUAGCUGGAUCUCAGCUCCCAUCAUCCAUGACACUUGACCACACUGGCUGGAGCUGAUGGGAUCUGAAGGGCAACAACAACAGCUGGGUAACCAAAGGUUCCCUAACCCUAUGGAGCAUGAGUAACAGAAAGGAGAGGGCCCUUGUGAGACUCUGGUUGUGAGGGGUUUCUGUCAGUAAAAACUGAUAGAAUUAGCCCCCAUGCUGAAUAUAGGCAGCCCUGGCAUGAGUAAAGAAUGGAAAAAGAAGCAUGAUUUGACUUUGACUUUGUGAGGCUUCCUUGAACAUUAGCUGAAAGGAUUUCAGGUUCUUGUAGGUUUUAUGUCGUCUAUUUGAAUCACACAAGGCCUCUCAUGUUUUCUCAUUAGGUCUAACAACUGUGUCGCUUGCAUAGCUCCAGUGUAUACAUAAUAAAUUAUGAACCACUUUUGAAAUAUGGUUUUGUAAAAAGCUUUCCGGGCUGGGGGAUGGAAGAGGGGAAGCAUAGAGUCUCUGUGUAAUUUGUUUAAAGUUAUAAAAGCAGAGGCUGCGACAACCUCCUAAUAAAUCUGUAGAAGCACCACUGUACUAAAAAGCAGCUUUGUGAAAAUAGACUAAUUUAUGGCCUUUCUGUCUCACUUCUUUAUGGGCACUUCCGUCUACAGCGUCAAAAAAGAAUACAAGUGGAGAAGACCUGGAAAAGCUGAGUGAACCAGGUCCAAAUUAAAUAUUGAAGAUCCAGGUUAUGAAUCCACAUGUUUCUCCUCACUGUACAAACUAAAUAAGCAAAUCUGUUCUCUCUAUACAGUGGGGCCUUGGUUUACAAACUUAAUCCAUUCUGGAAGUCCGUUCUUAAACCAAAGCAUUCUUAAACCAAGGCGUGCUUUCCCAUAGCAGCGAGGGACUCAAUUUAUAAAUGGAACACACUCAACAGGCAGCGAAACAUGUUCUUAUUCCAAGGCAAAGUUCACAAACCAAAACACCUACUUCCGGGUUUCCAGCAUUCUUAAUCCAAGUUGUUCAUAAACUAAGCUGUUCUUAAACCAAGGUACCACUGCAUAUGGUUCUUUAUUCUCCUCUAUCCAGCACACAGGUAUAUGUAUGCAGGCCCUCUGAAGUAUUAUCCGGAUAUGCUUUGGGCAUGGUCAGCGAACAGUACUGGAUAACAGGUAUGAAAAAAAAUAUAAAGAUGCGCCAAACAAAGUUUGGGCUGUUGGCCUUAGGCUUUCUGUGAGGUGAGGAGUGGCAUGUCAGUGAGGUAACUGGGCUCCCAUGAUGAGGCCCUGUGCAUAACAGCUGUCAUGUAAAGAGAUGAGGCCUUUGGGCAAGGCAAACAUCAUACGCUAAAAUGGUAAAAUGGCUGCACCAUCCAUUUGUCCCACAAUGAUGAUGAUCAAAUGAUGAGGGGAGAGGGAAGGCCAUCAUAAAAUCCUUCACAAGCCCUCCUUGCAAUUUUAGCCCAAACAUAUCUUUCUGUUAGCAUCAAUUUAGGGCCAAUCACAAAAGGUGAAGGGAAGGGACUGGUCCCCUUCUAAUCCCAGUUCUGUCCUUCCUUCAGCUGGCUGGGUGGACUGUUUGCUUAACACUACAAGGAGCCUCUCAUCUCGCCCUACUCCAAUUGGACUGAAUGUGGAGAGGAUAACGCUUCCACUCCACAACCCAAGAUGGUCAAGCACAACUCUUUUUAAUCUCUCAUUUAGGACAAAACAAAAUGGCUAUAGCUCCUCUCACCAUUUGCAAUGCUUUCUCCUGCUCCUUCCCUCAUCCACUGCGUAGCACACCCUGAAAUCUGUAGACCAUAGCAGGUGAGGAAAGGAUCCAAUGACAGGACCACGGAGUGAAUAGGGAAGAAGAGCUGCAGUAGAGCUCAUCUACUACUUUAGUGAACGAUGAAAACAGUGAAAGGGUGUGUCCAGAAUCCAGAUUGUGAGAUGUCAACCCUAGAACAGGGGUUUCACCCUUCAGAUAAGUGACAGGUGAACCUGUAGCAGAGGUUAGGAGACUUGUUAUUGUUAGUACCCUAGCUCCUUCUUAACUAUGCUUUUGGGGAGUUUGUGGCUUAGUUCUAAAGUGUGCAGAGCAUACUAACAAAGAUCAGUCUCUCUGCACAGCCAAUCGCCAUGGCUAAAGUAAGGCAUCUCAGUCUUAUUAUUGUAUUUGUUAUCAAGUAUAGCCUACUUUUCCUCCAGAAGGAGAUCAGAGCAACAUACGCUAAAAAUACUAAAACAAUAUAAAACAAGGAAUGGCAAACUACGUGUAAUCAAAUUGAAAACAGGGCUUUCGGUUAGCAUGGACUUUCCCAUUAAAGCCAGGUUUACGAACUUUUUGAAUGGCAGAUGCUUAAUUUAAGAAAUGCUUUACAGCGGAAUUAUCAGAAAGCAUACAUACAUACAGAACUAAGGCCGCAGACUAAAAUUGCGGCUUCCAGGAUGUCAUUCAUCUUGAGUGUCCCAGUACAAUUUCUUUAAGCAACUACAGAGUCCCCAAAGAAAUUAUCCGGCCAUUGAUUAGACAAACCACCUGCCUGGAAUUGAGGGGGGAGGGGAAGAGGAAGGCAUGGAAAUGGAAAAUCUUUCUGAAAGAAAUCAGCAGUCACUGAUUGCUUUGAGGGAAGAUGUGGAUGGGCUCGUGUGCUCUUGGAGUCCCAGGGAGUCUAUAUAUCAUAGUGAUGAGGUUCUUGGUCAUAAACUCACAGAGAGCAAAUGAGACAGUUUAGUUGCUUCUUUCAUUUGGGUAAUAGUCUUCUACUCCAUAUGAAGAACUAGAGCACACUAGAGUACUUUGCUUAAGCCUGUUUUGUGUAGGAUAACUUAUCAGAAUACUUGCAAGGGAGGGGGUGAACCCAAAACACCUGCCACAUACCUUCUUUGUGUAUAUUUUCACUCUUUUUCCAUGUUACAUAGCCUUAUUUAAAAAUGAAAAAUGUUGGUCUACUCCCCUGGAAAGUAUCUGUUCCAUCACUUAAGGGUGCAUAACAGCCUGCACCAUAAAGGAAUUGAAGUUUGCAAGGGAUGCUCUUCUAAGGGCACUUAUUCAGAUGUCAGUUCUGUUCAAAGAAGUCAAUAAGCUGAAUGUGCUGAAUGUCUCACCUGAAAGAUCCUAUUUAAAAAGCCACAUAGACUUUUGUUAAUAUGGCAGGUCAGGAACAGGGCGACAUACAGGAUUUUGCAGAAUUUGUCAUUUGAAUUUUUAAGCUAGUUUUGUAAGCCGCUGUGAGAACGCCUGUGUGCAAUACAAGUGCACAAUUUUAAUAAGGGAAAACUAAUGUCUGUGAAAUGUAAACCAAGAAGCUGUAAUCAAGAAGCUAUAUAUACUUUUGUCAUUUCAUAUCUAUACAGCCAGUCCUGUGCAUGCAAACUUGAGCAGGUUUCACUGAUUUCAGUGGAAACUUGUAUCCACAAAAAUGCCCUUAGGAUUUCAGGCUAGUAUGGCAAUAAAGAAAACAAGUGCAAUACAACUUCUUGCAGUAUUAUUCUUGUUUGUUCUGUUUAUCUUGAGCCAAGUGCCUGGAUAAUGUGCCCUUGCACCUGAAAACUGCCAUUGUCCAGGCAGCCUGGAUCCGAGCCCUCUUAAGAGCUGACUAGGUACAAUUCAACCACGUGAGACAUGGGCUUCCUCUGCCCAUAUUCCACACAAUCUUCAUGAUUGCCCACCCCUCCCACUGUAGACCUUCCUCUUCCUGCCUAUAGCCUGAUCAGCAGUGUCCCUUGCACAAGCAAGGACUGCAGGCAGGAAAAUGAAGGGUUAGAAAUCAGAAGCCUGAGCCAUGGACUGAUAUUCAUAUAUAAGCAUCUAACUUUUGGGAAAUAACUGGUGGAUGCCAGUUAAUUCUGAAAUCCCACUUGUGUGGGAAACUACAAAAGUAAAAAAAAGAAAAGCUGACUGCCUGAAUUAAAUAAUGUGGGGCUCGACUCACUCUUUAGCCAAAACAGACCCCAGUAGAGUUUAAAACAGAAAUACGUGCAAUGUUUGCAAAGUGUGGGAAAUAUAGGUUGUUAGACCUGUAAAUAUCCCAGUGUUAAGCACUGAUAAUGUGCUUCCCCACCUCUACCCAUCUCAAAGUGAAUAGACUACAACCUUAAGUAAGUUUAAAUGCUUUACUUACAGUAAUCAGUGGUCUCACCCAUGCAUCAUUGAAUGCUACAGCAGAAACAACAUUGGUAAGGUAUUCUUGGUUAUGAAAUACAGAAGUUUGGAGCCUCAGCCUCAGGCAUCUGCUAAGUUACAUGGUUCAAAGAGGGAGGGGGAGAGAGAGGGGGGGAACAGGAAACAACCUUUGCUUCCUCCCUCCCCAAAGGUGAGAAGUCAUGACCAAUCUGAGUCUUCUCUACCAAUACAGAACUUUGUGAUCCUUAACCCCUUUCUUACUGCUGAAUAUGUACUGUUAUGUUUGGCUGUGUUAAUCUCCCACACUAACAACCCAGAGAAAGAUGCCCAAACAAUCUGGGAUAGUAGAAGCACUCAUUUUAUGAUGGGGUCACUAAUACUUAGCUCCAUCUGGAGGUAUUUACUAUCUUAAAGCAGGGAUGGGGAACCUGUGUCCCUCCAGAUGUUGAUAGACUGCCAAAUCUCAUUUAACCAACUUUCAUUUCAGAAGAUGACCAUGGGCAAAUAGCCCACAAUGGUCCCCGCAUGGAAGUUGGUGAACAGUGCUCACCUGCAUCACCAAUAAGUACAAAAUUUAAAAGGGCUCUUUAACCUCAUACAUAUUUACUCGAAACUAAGUCCUGCUAUGCUCAACGGGACUUACUCCCAGUCUCUGCAUCUACACUCCUGCACAGCUGCUAUCUCGUACACUGGGAGUAAAUAUUCAAGCUUUGACUGGGUCUUCUUGGCAAAUGAAAUAGAUUCUUUGAGAAUGAAAGGAAAUUAUAGGAGAUGGUUUGCCACAGAUUUUGCAAUUUUAUGGCAAAACACUGUGACAGCCAAGUUACUGGGACAAUAGAGAAUCCCCACAGUGAUGUCAAAAUUCCUGAAUUCAGCAAAAGUAAUAUGAGCACUCUUUCCUUUUUGUGGAGGCAAAUCAGGAUAAAAAUCUAAUAAACCUAAUCAUUUUACUUAAGCCGCUUGAAUGUUUUCGAACAAUGUUACAAACACACAAAUACACACACACACACACACACAGAGAGAGAGAGAGAGAGAGAGAGAGAGAGGAACUUCUACUGCUGACAAAGUCUCCCUUUCCUGAUUGCUCAGUCUUGGACCCUAAAACUCACCCCUUGGCAUUUCGUCUCAUGUUCCAGUCCCACACUCAUUGUCUUUUUCCACUCUUCUCUUCAUUCUCUCCCCCACGUAGCAGAUCACGCUCUGUUGAGUCAUCUCUGCCCCACAGCCCCCAUUUGCCCUGUGACGUGUUUGUCCCAGCUCUGACGGAUGCAGUCUCCGCACCCCACUCCUUUAUAACGGAAUCGCCUCUUUUAAUCCAAUAACCACACGCAGGCCCCCAAACGAGCAUAGGUUCAAUAGGAGGGGGAGAAGAAGGGAAACAGCAUCUGUGGCAAUGGGCUGGGUAGUGGGUUAAUCCAGGCCAAGGGCCUUCUGUUUUGCUGUUCCUGAUCACCUCCUGAAAGAAUUGCUUCUCCCUUGAGAGUGGAGCCCUAGGUAAUUCUCCCACUGAGAAUGGCUGAUGCUCUGACUGCCUCCAUAGCUGUAGUCUCACAGAACCAUUGGGAACGGGGUGAAAUAGAAGGGAAGGCACCAGUUCCCCAAAAGUGAGGAAAUUCAGCCUCUUAGGGAAAGGAAGAUGUCUGGCUUCCCUUCUGUGCUACACAGGACCCUGGAUAUGUACAGACUAGCCUGAAAUUCUCGUAGGACUGGAGCUCUUUGCAAUUGUGCCUGUCCCUUUAAAGAAAGGGAAAGCUGCUUCUCACACUCUGCCUCUGUGGGUGAACACAAGGUGCUGGGAUUGAGUUGCUUGAUGCCAGAUCAAGGGAAAGUGGAGGCAGAGCUCAGAGGAAGAAGGGAGAAGAGGAUAUCUGCUGGAAAAAGAGGUGAAUUGGGGGUGAGGAUAAGUGAAACAAAAGGGGGGAGUUGGGAGGAGGUGAUAGUUGUGCCGGGAACAAUGCCUGUUUUUGCAAGGGUUGUGAGUAAUCCAAUAAAUCUAACUUGUUACUGACGCUAGUCUGGGAGUUUAGAAAUUGGCUGUGUAAACUCAAAUGUCACCUCCGGCAACCUGCUUUUGCUCAAGCGUUAGAAGCUGAUCAACAAUUUCUAAGGAAAUAGUCACUAAUGAAGGGGUGGAGGGAAAGGAAUUACCAAGCCCUGCUUGGAUGCCCCUGCUUAUGUCAGCUAAUUGGAUCAUACUUUACUCUGAUUCUUACGGAGACUUAAAUAUUUAUGUCACACAGAAAACCUUUCAUGGACAUUCUUGUUUUGAUCAAAAACGCACUUUUCGAUUCCAACUGUUGAUGAUGUACCUUAGUCUGUCUCCCCCCAUUCCUUCAGAAUGUAAAUUCUGUCACAGCGAACCUGCAUGGAGACAUGGACUCGAAAAGUGUACAUCAACUGUUGAUAAUAGUUCUACUCUUUUCUGUCACUCGUUCAUGUGAGCUAUUGAUUUUGUUAGAUUCUAUUCACACUUUAAAUCUUCUAGUGAUGAGUUUCUUUUAACGGCAAACUUGAGGCAGACCUUUUCAAGGGACAGAAAUGUCAUUCUUAUGAAAAUGAGAGCUACGCUUGCAAAAGUGGCAGAAAUAACUUCAUUUCUGACCUUCAUUCUUUGAGCAAUAAUUUAAUUGUUUUGUGAUACUGUUGUUUUUGGUUAAGGAAGCGUUGGCUCUUUUUUAACCAAAAAAGUAAAUGUGCUCUCCAUUGUAUACUAUUUUAAGCUGCUUUUUUCAUAUUCUUGAGGUUUAUGGAGAAUUCUUUGAUUUUGAACUGACAUUUCGGUUUUAUCAUCUAUAAGAAAGAUUUAAAUAAAGUGACUUUGUUUCAACCAAGUUUCUAGCCGACACUUUGAUUUUUAGAUUGAAAUAUUUGUUUGGAGAUGUUACAAUGUUUAGGAAAUGUGUGUGGAUUAUCUGAAACAUAAAACAGGUUACAUCUGAAGUAGCAUAAUCAUAUCAGGAUGAACUGUAGGAUAAGACAAUCAUGUUAUUUUCUGAUAUGGACUCAGGGUUGUUGAGGUUUUUUGCCAUGUACAACUGAUAUGCAUAAUAUGUUAUUACCUUUUGUCUAGCUCUCAUGUUAAUGAAAUAGCAAUCCAGAGAAGUGUCAAGAGGCUUCAACAUGGCUUUUCAUGUGGCGGGACUGAUUGCUAUCAUUGUGUUCUACCUGGCUAUCCUCUUUGUUGGAAUAUGGGCUGCAUGGAAAACCAAAAACAGCGGUAGUGAUGGAGAUCGUAGGGAAGCUAUUAUAGUUGGCGGAAGAGAUAUUGGCUUGCUGGUUGGUGGAUUUACCAUGACGGGUAUGUUCCUCUCUUUUUACCUGUUAUUCAAGUGUCUACAUCCUUCCUCUGACAUGAAUUUAAAUGUACGCCGUGCAAAGACACAACUUCACGGUGCUGCUUAGCUGCCAGUAAAAUUGCAUGCCACAUAAAUAGUUCUGACAGGAAGGCUUCAACCAGUUGCUUCUGAGUAGUCACACUGAGAACUGUACUCUUGUGUGUUUUCUUUUCACCACUGGAAAAUGCACCCCACUGGGCUUACUGAAUAAUGCAGUAUGAACAGGUCGAUAUAACCAUGAUUUAUAGAAUAUUCCCCCCUUGUUGUUUGUUAUAAAAACUAGCUAAUGAAUGAGUCGCAUCUCCUGUUACCUUCACAAUAUCCAACAGGAGCCAGAGCAGUUUAUCAACGCGGCAUGCAUCAUAUGUAUAUAGCUUCUGAAUAUUGCAAGGAAUAGGACAAUAAUGCUGCAUAUAGGGAAGGAUCAAAAUAUCAUGCAACAGAUGCCAUUGUAGGUGCACCAAGUUAAAUCUAAACCAAACGUAGCCAUCAACUACAGUAGCGCUUCACAAAGAAUUUCACUGGGCCAGCCUUAUUAUAAUUUAACCACAUACUGUAAUUUGGGAUCUCACAUGCUGAUCUUCAAAGCAACUUAGGCAAGAUAUUUUCAGUUAAGCCAACGUAGCUAAGUAGUUCAUGCAGUUCAAUCUGGUACAUGUUUACUCAGAAGUAAGUCUGACUCUGUGUCAUGGGAUUUAGUCCCAAGUGAGUCACAUAGGAUUGCAGCCUUCAUGUUGCAUAGAUAUCAGAAGAAAAGGAUGGGUCAAUAUACACGUCUACUUUCCUAUACACAAUGUCAGGCCGCAUUGACUCCAUUAUGACAUCAUCAGAGAGGGCAAAGGAGCCGAACGGUGAGUCAUCAUGCACCAAAAUGUUUAAAAUGUUUGUGGCUGGGCCUUCAGUUACAAGAAUUGCCAAAGUGACAUUUCAGAUUGGUGCAAAAUGGCAUGAGAUCUGAAAUGUCCCCACUCUACUUGUUAUAAAGGGCUUUGCUUCAGAAACAAGAUAAUUCAUUCAAAAGAAAAACCAUUUCAGUUCCAAAUUUAAUUAUUCUUUCAGUGUUUUCUUCCCUUCUUUGUGCAGUCAAUUUCAGGUUUACGAUUAAACUUGUCCAGCACUAAUUUGCAAAUAAGUGCAUGACUUUGUUGAACGAAUGAGUUCCUGUUGAUUUCAUUGAAAUUUUCAUUCAAAUACAGGCUAGGUUGGGGUUCAGAUUUGUAACUGGGGAGGGGAAAUAGGAUAUCAGUUAAAGCAAGAAAAAGUCUGCCUUCUUCCACCAUUUUGAUUAAAGAAUUGGAGCCUUUAUUCUCCUUUUACUUCAAGGUGUAAUUAUUGCUCAUGAUUUGAAAGGCUGCCUAUUGUGAACAAAAAUUCCAGAGUAGCGGCCACAUUAGUCUGUGGAAGCAAAAACAAGGAGUCUUGAAGGCUAAUCAAUUUAUUUUGGCAUUAGCAUUGAUGAAGUGGAGAGUCACAAGACUCUUUGUCUAAAAGGUUAGAUUCUGGAGCCAUGCACCCGGGAUCCCCAGCCUUUUUAGGUCCAGGGACACAUUUUAAAAUCUAAGAAACAGUUGUGAACACCACAAAAUACCCGUUCACAGAAGAAAAAGUGGUGAUACUUUGAAAAACAACACCUCAGAUAGGCAAAACAUACACACACAUGCCUCACAAAUGAAAGAAACACAGACCAGAAAAACAGACCAUGCUUCCACAACUAAAAACCUCCCCUGGAUAACUUAAAUUUUUAAAAAAAUUGGGAGGGAAGAGGACCUUGGUGUAUGCCAUGGGAAUUUCUAAGGUUUCCAGGGUGUCUACAGCUGCCACAUUAGAGACCCACUCAUACACCAUGUAAAGAAAAGAGAAUAUUUGGUAGGGUUAUAAUUCCCGAUUCUGCUAGCAUUUAUACUUUUGCAGUGUAAGUAAUUAUGCACUGAUUUUUAGUGUGCAAAUUGUAAAAUAGCAUUCAGGGGGAUGUUUGCUGAUCUGUGUUUUGUCAGCCAGGAAUAAAAGGUUCUAACAUUUCAAAGGAAACUAGAUGCAGUUCUGUCAACAGAACUGAUUGCCAGCCGUGAAAAUGAUGAGAAUUUUGCAGGCAGUUUCGUCAGGAGAAACACCAGCUGUCUACUGUGAUUAGUGAUGUUAAUAAAUAUUUAGAAAGUGGCAAAAUGUGUUCAAUGAUACCUAUAAGACAAAUAGGAAUGCAAAACAUCUAAAUUUUAGAAAAGAAUUCAAAGCUAAAUGUGUCUGUUCGCAAAAUGCAAACAAAUCCUACUGGCAGGACUAAGAAGAAACAACAUAUUUAAACAGAUAUAGAUGCAAGGAAUAACAAAACACAUUUAACUAGCACCGCAUAUAUAAUCGUUUUUCCUAGUAUUAAAAAAAGAGUUAAAAUCUCAUCUCCAAAAUAAAUGAACUUCCUGAGUUUGGAAUUGAUUGCAUUCCAAUAAAAUACAGAUGCACACUUUUGUCUACAAUUCGUCUACACAUUUUGUCUACGCACCCAAGAUAGUCAACAAGCUUGUUCUUAGAUUGUUGUAUUCUAUUUGCCCCACAAGCCAGAAGCUGAUCCACAAUAGACCCCAUGGACUGUAAUCAAUAACAAUACAAUCCUAUGUGUUUACUCUGAAGUAAGUCUCACAGGGUUAUAUCCAACUAAUAUAUUCAGAGUAGACCUUUGAAAUGAAUGCACCUAAAGUAGUCAUGUCCUUUAAUGUCAAUGGGUAGGGCUCUGAGGAGGAGACUGGCAUUGGAGACAACUCUCUGUGUUAAACGGGACUUAAAGAGGCCGAAGAUUGCAGUCUGUUUCCUUCUCUCCUUAAUUACAUACCCUUUUGUGUUGCUACGUCUUUUCUUCCCUUUUGUUGACUGAAUUUGUAACUUUAUUUCAACAUAAGAUUCCCUAGUUUUAAAAUAUCCUGAGUUACGAUUCCCAGGGGAGGGGAGGGACCGCCUUGAUAUUAAAAUCAAAACUCUGCCAUUUGUCGCCCUAGCAAAUGCUCUUAAAACCAGAUGAAAGACAGCUCCAGAUUCAGAUACCUUUUUCUAUUUGCUAAGUUUAUACCCCAAACACCAAUUGCAGGUGUAAGAAAUGAGCUCCUAAAGAAGGCUGGGGGGGGGGGGUUGGACAUUUUUAAAAAAACUGUUUUGUUUUAUGUUUGCUGAACUGGGCUUCUUGUGAGGAAGAAUUGUAAAUAACUACUACAACAAUAUACAAUGAAUCUCUAUAUGGCAUAAUGAUAACAGCUGCAUGCCUCUGGCAAUAUCUAUCUGUAACGAUAGGAGACAGACUGUGGCUUGUAGAAAACCUGGGCUCUAUUCAGAGUCUCUGAGGUAAGCAUGCAGUUCAGCACUGCUUAAGGGAGAUGGAAUAAUCUUAGCGCAUGGAUUGUGGGAGGGAUGAGUAAAUUUGUCUGAAAGUGACUUGGGAGUCAUUCGCACUGACAGGAAUGUUUUUGGCAAAGUAUUGAAAUUGGCUGUAAAGCGGGUCUGGUAUUUGAUAAUCCUACUGUUGAAUAGAUAACAAUAAAGUCAUGGGGUGAAUUCUGAGGUUAGUCAUACUCAGAGUGAAGACACUGAAAUCAAUCUACUCAUGUAACAAAUCCACUAAUUUGAAGCUGUCUAAUCUGAGUAUUACUUAAUAAGGCAUCACCCUAGGUGAUGGUGUUCUUUAGUGGAUUUUAAAAAAACAACAACCCCCAAACACCUCAGAUAUGAACUGAAUACUGAUACAAUGAAAUCAACCUGAAGAGUCAGCAGUUCUGCGCUUUGGUAAUUGGCAAAAUCACUCAGCGGAUCAUGUCUGUGCUUCACAUAAUAAAGAAGAUUAAGAACCUACCCAUAUAUCUAUCACACACACAAAAGAUUUUUAGCGGCAUUGACCAUCUGUGCCAUCCCAUUGCAUUUUCUUGACAGGCAACCAUGCUAAGUACACAACAAGCUUCUCCACCAUGACCACAAGCAGAGCAGAUAGCAACAUGAGUUUUGCUAUUAUUUGCCCCUUGCAACUCUUCCAUUGUGGGGAGCAUGUACGGAAUUAGUGUUGGGAUACAUGCUUCACACAACCUCUGUUUAUGUCUGUUAUCCAUCACUAAAGCACCAGAAACAUGGUACUGGAUGAAUGCUUUAUUGUAUCCCUUUCAGUCUGUGGGGAUUUUAUCUCGCAGUGAGUCAGGAACUAGGUGGUGGUGUGCAGUCUGAUGAUAGACCAGCAAUUGCCUUCAGCGAGAUCACAGGAAGAAUAGCUAGCCACAUUAUAUUAUGAUGCUAUACUACGUCAGGCUUUGCUUCUAGCUUACAUCACUCUACACUCUGCUCUCAACUCUGGCUUUGUCUUUCUAACUACCCACAAGUUGGGGGAGGGCGCCCCACCCAUUUGCCAUCUCACACAGUUCCACUUCCUUUGUUCCCCCUAAUGGCCCAUCACCCAGGCAAUCACCUCAUCAGGAAGCUAGCCUGGCUAUUCCAAGAACUAGAAGGAGACCCAGGCAAAGGAUCUCAGCAUACAGUCUACUCCUCCCCCACCAAACUCAUAACAAUAACAUAUCUGUUCUGUCUGUGAGCUGCCUAUGAGCAUUCAACAUCCCCCACCCCUACCUCCAUUUGAUGGAGACGCCACUGAGAAUCAACUCAUUAGCUGCUCAGGAGAGAGCUACAUCACAGAUGCUGCCAUUUCCUCUGUGUGUACAGGCAAAACAUAUGAGUAAAGCCAAAGCUUAAUUCAGCCAUGCAUCUGAAAUAAAAUAGCAAAUGACGUCAGGAUUAACACAUGGGUGGGUGUACUAGAUUAUUACAGUUUACUUCUCUCUCUCUCUCUCUCUCUCUCUUAGUUAUCUCUAGUUCUGUAGAGUAGCUAAGGCUGCAGUACCAAGCCACUUACCUGCGAGUAAACCUUGCUGAAUUCAAUAGAACUGAUGUCUUAGUAGAUGUGGCUGAGUCUGUGCUGUAAAUCUACUAUGAAUUCUUUAGCCGAGAUGCGAUUUUUCUUCCUCUCUACGAUUCUGUGUUUGAUGCACAAAUAAAGGAUGUUGUUUCUCUUUUUCCUGUCUAUGACAUGCUUUAACGCUUAUCUCCAUUUCUUCAGCCACCUGGGUUGGAGGUGGUUACAUAAACGGGACAGCGGAGGCUGUGUAUGUACCAGGCUAUGGGCUGGCCUGGGCCCAGGCACCCAUCGGAUAUGCACUUAGCCUUGUCGUAGGUAAGCCGGAGUUAUGACCCAAGCCAAUGUCAAGUUUAAUUGAAACAGUAUAGUUAAAGCUUAAGCUAAGAUGAAUUGUUUCACUGAGCCCACCAGCUAGAAGACUGACUGUCUCCUUGUUCCUCUUUUCAUUAAGACAUAUUUCUGGGAAAUGGGCAGGAGGGACUCAGCAUUUGAGACAUGACAUGGGACCUAUGUUUAACUGGCCUGCAGUAAGAGAUGGGGCCUCUCCAGACAUCAGUUUACUUGUGCAUCCUUGAUGAUUUCCUGCUCAUGAUGUUAUUGGGACAGUAAGACUCAUUCCCACUUUUAACACUGUUUGGGGCAGUCACACUUCUUCAACCUGAAUCAGUGCAUAAUCUCAUAACUUCCUGCUGAAAUCCUGUAACUUGUCAUGCCACAAAUGUUUUGGUUUAUUUUUGACCGGUUUUUGUUGCACUAUAAGACAGCAAUAAUGUGAUAGCAAGACCCUUGCAAUGUGUUCUUAAACAAGACUGCUGUUAUAUUGCAGGUAUAUUCUGCAACUUUGUUCUUGUCUUCUUUAAGAACACAUUGUAAGGGUCUUGGAGAGGAAGGGAGCUUUAAUGCAAUUGUCAUAGGUAUUCUCUGCAAUGUGUACUUUUUUUCAGUACACCUUUGUGAUGAUGAGUAAGGCUGCCAGCAACAAGAGCCAACCCCACGACCAGACUGCCAUUUCUUUGGCAGUAAUUAGUAAUGGUGCAUUGGACAGUUUAUGAUGGGUAGAGGGAAAGCCCUAGUCUGUGCUUAGACACCAGUUAUGUUACUCACAAGCUUAGUAACGUAACAGCACAUCAAAACUGCUAAGCACCAUCAUCAUUAUUUGGUUGCCUCCACCAAACUAAGGAAUUCAUGAGAAUCCAAAAUCUUUUCAAUGCUUUCAGCACUUCACAAAGUUAACAUUUUUGCUUGCAUCCUGAGACAGAAUGCAAUUGGGCAUAAUCUGAAUUUGAAUGGUGCAAUGAUUUACUUCAUUCAGGUCUGUAUCAAUGGCCCUUAAGGAAAGAACUGUUCCAGAGUCUUGAAUAUGAGAGGGAUUUUCCUUCUUCUCAUCUAGAUGAAAAGUAAUUUGUAGUCGAUACAUUCACUUCCCCCUGUGUGAACACAAUGUUUUCUCUCAGAGACAAGAACAGGAAUCAUCUGCCUAUGUAUGGUUGUGAAAUAUGCCCAUAUGUUCAAGGUGGUACUUAUAAUCAAAAGCUCAUGGUCCCCUUUGCUGAAUCACCACCACUUACCAGAACGGAGGGGGGUGGGGCAAGGCAGUGGGGAGAUGAGUGUGGUGCAAAUGCACUGGCCUGGCUCCACCAGUCCAUUUGCACCCCACUGACCUUCCUGCCAGUCCAUCCCUUUCCCUCUCCUCCCAGCAGUGACUCAGCUGUCAGGAGGUCAGGUGAGCACUGCAACCCCAAGACACCACUACUGGUCCGCUGAAUAUCUGAGGUCUUCUAUUAAAUGGAAAAAUAUAUUAAAAUAGUGCAGAAUCACAGAUUUUGAUUGAUUACUGGAGACCAGGCAUGUCUGAGAUCACUUGCUAUUAUUCAUGUCUAUUGUCUUUCUCAUGUUUGUUGCUUCAGGUGGCUUGUUUUUUGCAAAGCCCAUGCGUUCCAAAGGCUAUGUGACAAUGUUGGACCCCUUUCAGCAAAUUUAUGGAAAACGAAUGGGAGGGCUUAUCUUCAUACCUGCCCUAAUGGGGGAAAUGUUCUGGGCUGCAGCCAUCUUUUCUGCAUUAGGUAAGGAAUACUAUGUCAUAGCAUGGAGCCAAGAAAUCCAACCAGUGGCUCCAGGACAACUAUUGAAAAGCCAUCAAUAAAAAUGCUAACAAUCCAUGUGGUAUAGAGCGGUGGUCUUCAGCUUUGGGUCUCUAGAUGUUGCUGGAAUACAACUCCCUCAUCCCUGAUGUUUGGCUAAGCUGGCUGGGCACAAUGGGAGCUGAAGUAUAGUAAUAUCUGGAACUCAAGCCUGAAGUACACUGGCAUAGAGAAAUGUAUAGCUAAACCCAAAUGCUCACCAUAAAAUCAUGUGACCCUAGCCAUGUGGUGAUACUUGUUUAUCAGAAAACUGACUGCAAAAAAAAACAACAUUAUUAUUUAUAGUAACAUUUGAGAAGAUUCAUCAUGAAAGGCUUUAGCUAUCCAACUUGUUUUAAUAUUAAAGAGAUUACAUUGCAAUUGAAAAUGCUCUUGUUGAUUUUUAGCAAUUCAGCCUUUGUUGUGAAGAGCUCAAAACACAGCAAUGAUAUCUUUCAUUACUAGUGUUUGGCUAUUGUACUUUGAUUACCAUAGAAGAUUUCAUGGGAAUUUUUAAAAAAAAAAAUAAUUCUGCUGCAUGCAAUGAACUGGGACUGAUCAAAUAAUGUAGAAUACAUACAGUGGUACCUCGGUUUACAGAGACUUCGGGUUACAGACUCCACUAACUCGGAAAUAGUACCUCAGGUUAAGAACUUUACCGCAGGAUGAGAACAGAAAUCAUGCGGUGGCAGGUUAAGAACAGUUUCAGGUUAAGAACGGACCUCCGGAACGAAUUAAGUUCAUAACCAGAGGUACCACUGUAUAUCUUUUAAUCUGAACUAAUGAUGUGCAAUGCAAUCCUAUACAGAUCUACUCAGAAAUAAGGCCCAAUGAGUUAAAUAGAACUUACUACCAGAUAAGUAUGUGUAGGAUUGCACCCUUAAAAAUCUAGGAUCCAGUUUGGUUGAUAGAGGAGCUAGUGGCAUGUCCCACAUAUGAAAGAGUUAACAUGGGAUAUGACUACUACAUACCUAAAGCAUUGUCUGUGCACACAUAAACCUGUGUAUGUGCUAUGUCUGCCUUUCGUAUUUUGUAUAAAGGGUGUGGGAGAGUGUGUUUUUAUCAUGUGUGUUUGCACUUCUCUAACAUGUGAAAAAUAUCUUUUUUUCAACCGGUAGUAAUGAAACUGCAUGAUGCUUUCCAUUGAAACUUCAUGUACAAAAUUAUUAUCUAGAGUUUUUAGUAUGAAAUCGCUGAAUUUCAGUCCCUGGUGGAAUUUUGUAUCUGAAUGUUUUUCAUUCUGUUGCAAGAACCAAGUUUGAUAACUCUUCUAGCAUGGGGGGAAACCCUUUAGAUGAAUUACUGUAAGUGACCUUUGCAACUUUUGCUACUUUAAAAAGCACACACACACACACACACACACACACACACACACACAUCAGCUGCACAUAUAAAGUUGUUUGGUGUUGCACUCUUUUAAAAAUAAAAUAAUCAGCCUUAUUUCCAACUGUGCUCUGAUUAGCUGGAAAUCAAUGGGGAACUUUUUAACCAUAAUUUUAUUGCAAGUGCUCAAGAGUCUGAGAAUAACUGCAUGCUGAGGUGAUGGAAGCUGAGUGGCUUAAACAACUUUCAGGGAAUUUAAAACGUGUUCUUUUUAUUAAAAAAAAAACCACACAGCUCAGCUCAAACUUAAUAAAGGUUUUCUGUGGUUUCACAAUGAGAAAGCGAGCACUGUGAAUGCCUUUCAACCUGGUAGGCUCAUAAAAGGGCAACUUGCAGACUAGGAACUAGGUGGAAUUUAUCAGUUAUGAGCGUUAAGGCAACACAAUGCAUGGCUGAAAUCAACUCCGAGAUAGGACCUUGGAGAGCAACAUUCUCAAGUAUAAGUUGGCUGGUCCUUCCGAUCCACUUAGUGCUGGUUCACUCAUGCAUGUGUGAUCAUGAACGCUCAGAAAGACAGAUUUAACACCACAGAUAGAACUGACAGAUCACCUAAAAUGCAACAUUUUAAGUGGGGUCAGGUAACCCCACUAUUCAGUGGCAAGCCAUCAAGUGCAUAGCAAUUCAGUGCAGUGAAAUUGAGCCAUAGUGUGCAUGACUGUAUAGUGCUAAAGAAAGUGAACAGCAAGUUGUCAUGUGAAGACUCUCCAUCAAAGAGAGGCUAUAGGAGGUGCAGCUGCCAUAUAACAUUAUUGAAUGUCAUAGGAAAAGAUCUCUUCUGGGUGGCUAGACUUUUUAAAAUUCUAAAUCUAGUUAUCAGAUCACAACUCAAGAGAUCCUGUGGGUGGGUGUUUAGGUUCUAUUUCUGAUGGAAUGAUCUCCCCUCUUCCCCCACCCCGAAUGCACUGCUCUGAGAGCUGACGAGAGAGAGAGAGAGCGAGAGCGAGAGAGAGAGAGCGAGAGCACUGAUGGAGGUGAGGAAAAGGGGGGAAAGCAGAGGGACUAACUCCCGCUAGCACAACUAUUUAGUUUAAUCUGGCCCAGACUUUUGACUUACAACCCCAAAGCAGAUCAGAGCCUACCCCUCUAGGUAUGCCUUUAGCAUUUUAUCUCAGAGACUGGAGCUGCCUUUAAAGUUUGAGUAAAAUAUGUCAGCAUGCGUUGAACACUUUUGCCUCAUAAUGACUUUGUGCAAGUUUGGAGAGUUUUGUUGUCACAGAGCUCAGGGUUCGCCAGAUCUUUCUUCUUCCUUUUUUUCUGUGUUUUCUUCUCACAACUCUACAUGCAGGUGUCCCUCUUUCAAACAAGAUGGUUUGUGGUGAUAGUGCCUCGUGCAGUUCUCCUGCGUGGCCUACAGAAUUUUCACACCAGCGCUGAAUGCUUCAAAUGAUAGUCAGUGGAGACUUUGAAACACUCUGUCAUGUGGAAGAGCAACUUGGCAGUGGUAGUUUUGAGAAAAUACCAUGUGGAUAUAUUCUUAAGAAGCAACCACUUUUUUUUAUUAAGAAAUCAUGUACCUCAGACUUCUGAAAAGACAUAGUUGCAGAAUGAACAAAAUUGCAGAAUGCACAAAAAGUAUACAUUUCCUACAAAAGAUUAGACUAUUUCUGAAUCUGUCUUAAAAGAUUCCAGCAAGCAAUAGUGUUGCUUUAGAAACUGGGGAAAACUGAAACACAUUGAAAAGGGCGUGCAUUUCUAAAAUAGGUUUGUUUUCCUCCCUUAACCCCAACCUCUGCUGCAGGUGCCACCAUAAGUGUGAUCAUUGAUGUCAAUAUCAAUAUAUCAGUUGCUAUUUCUGCCCUAGUUGCAACUUUGUACACACUGGUGGGUGGACUUUACUCAGUAGCCUAUACUGAUGUGGUCCAGCUGUUCUGCAUUUUCUUUGGACUGGUAAGUUUCUGUAUAAUAUUUAUGUGUCUGAAACUAUGGUUGUUUUGCAAGUGCUUUAUUUAAGCCUGAAUUGUGAGAAAUGUGCUGCACAACACUGUGGGUGGGUGGAAGGAGGGAAUAAUGUUCUCAUCAGUCAAACUGUACAGGUGUAAUUAUGAUUAUAGUAUCUGUAGUAUGUGCAGAAGGAACAUGCCUUGUUCCUAUGCAACGUUUAUUAUUAUUAUUAAUAAUAAUAAUAAUUUUUAUUUAUACCCCGCCCUCCCCAGCCAAGGCCGGGCUCAGGGCAGCUAACAAGUGAUAAUAAAAACAAGUUGAAUGAAUACAACUUAAAAACAAGAUUAAAAUACAACAAUUAAAAUAUUGAAACAUUAAAAUAUUAAAAUGCAGCCUCAUCACAGGAGGAGAAAGGAAAAAGGAAAAAGAAAGAAAGAGGGAAUCAAAUUGGCUCCAAGCCAAAGGCCAGGCAGAACAACUCUGUCUUACAGGCCCUGCAGAAAGAAAUCAGAUCCUGCAGGGCCCUGGUCUCAUGAGGCAGAGCGUUCCACCAGGCCGGAGGCAGAGUUGAAAAGGCCCUGGCUCUGGUUGAAGCUAAUCUAACUUCCUUAGGGCCCGGGACCACUAGGGUACUACAGUUUUAACUGACUCCUAUUGGUCAGGAAAGAACUAGAACCAAAGAUGUUUUGUGCCCACCUCUUUACAACAACAGGAUAACCUUACCCCAAUAGCAAAGCUUCCACUUUGAAUACUAGUACUGUUCCCACAGUGUUUUUCAAACUUGGGCCCUCAGCUGUUAUUGAACUACAGCUCUCACCAUCCCUGACCACUGGUCUUCCUAGCUAGGAAUGAUGGGAGUUGUAGUACAACAACUGCUGGAGUCUCAAGUUUGAGAAACACUGGACUCUUUGUGAUUCCCCUGUGACCCUUAAAGCUGGACUACUAUAAUGACUUGUGUGUGUUGCAACCCAUGAUAAGUAGCGGUAGACACAAUUGUCUUUUGACAAGAGUGAUUACUAGACCACUGCUCUGUUCCUACACUGGAUCCCUAUUAUGCUUCAGGCUCAAGUCAUGAGGCUGGCUUUGACCUUAUAUAUUUUUGACCAUUUAUAUUUUACAGAUAUUAUUUCCAAAAUUAAUCAGAGCAACAUCUUAACUUUGUGCUUAAUGCAUGUGCGAAGGGUGCACAGAGAAAUGUCCACAUUCUUUCCCAUUGGAAACUUAGCAGAAUCAGAACCCAAGUAUCUUCCAGAGAUAUUGCAUUGCUGUUUGAUUUUGGCUUGAUGUUUUUUCAAAGGGGAGAAUUAUUAUUUUUAUUUUGUUCGGUCUAUCAUUUUUAAAGUUUGUUUAGUUCAUUUUUAACUUGUGUAUGUGUUUUGGCUGUAAAAUACUGCAUAGUGUGUCCUCACUCUUCAGAAUAUCCUACACAAUACAUGCACAGGUCUUUAUCAGUCUCAUUCAAGGUAGGACAGGUAUUAUACCUGCCCUAUAAGCUCAGCUUAGAAAAUAUCCUGUCUGCAAUAUACUCAUUUUAUGUUUCCAUUUGAAUCUGUUGUUACCUAUGUUCUGUGCCAAAUUUUAUUUCUAGUUGAAAGAAAUCCUGGUACUCAGAAAAAGUAAUGCCUGUAUUUUUUUAGUUAUAGAAAUCUAUAUUUGGACCUGAAUAACUGUUAAAAAGAAAAAGGGGAAAGAGGAAAAUAUUAAUUAAUCAAAUAUUGCUGCUAUUUCUUCAUUAUUUCCUUAGUGCCCAAUUUUGAAUGAUAGCUUCUCUUUUAUUUUAGUGGAUCAGUGUUCCGUUUGCCAUGUCCCAUCCUGCAGUGACAGAUAUUGGAUACACAGCUGUACACACUGUCUUUCAAGAGCCUUGGCUUGGAAACAUUAAAAAACCUGACAUCUACAAGUGGAUUGACAAUUUCCUCUUAUUGGUGAGCACUCCUGUGACAAACCAUGGCCUGCCACUCACAGUCUUACUCUAUGAACUCUACAGUUGCUAACCAACUAAGCAAGAGAUGCUCAAUAACUGCUUUUUAAUUAUCUAACCAUACGUUGAAGCAAACCACACGCCACUUAACAAUAAUCAUGCAUUAAUGUAGCAGCUUUGAAAAAGUGGACAGACACCUCUGUUGCAGGUGACUUAGGAAACUCUUAUUAUGAUUGGAUUGGCUGGAUACUGAGGUACAUUAGAUGACUGAAUCUGUAAUUAAAGGGAGUGGGAAGGUGGGAUAUCAAUAGUCAGGAGGAGGAAUAUGGUGGCACUUGAUAGAUUUUUUUAGAAGAAGAAGAAGAAGAAGAAGAAGAAGAAGAAGAAGAAGAAGGAGAAGAAGAAGAAGGUUGGGUUAGAGAAUAAGUUAAAGAAGCUUAACAGUGAUUAAUGCAAAAUGAUUUCCAGUUCCAGUUUCCAUAGCAUCUUGUAUGAAGGAUUAUUAUUAUUAUUAUUAUUAUUAUUAUUAUUAUUAUUAUUAUACCCCACCCUCCCCAGCCAAGACCGGGCUCAGGGCGGCUAACAACCAAUAAUAAAAACAAGUUGAUUAAAAUAAAAUUUAAAAAACAAGAUUAAAAUACAACAUUAAAACAUUAGGAUGCAGCCUCUUCACAGGAAGAGAAAGGGAAAAGAAAGAGGGGGAGGGAAUCAAACUGAUUCUAAGCCAAAGACCAGGUGGAACAACUCUUGUCUUACAGGCCCUGCAGAAAGAAAUCAGAUCCUGCAGGGCCCUGGUCUCAUGAGACAGAGCGGCAGUCCCGUAGGUACGAGGGUCCUAGGCCGUGAAGGGCUUUAAAGGUCAAAACCAGCACCUUAAAUCUGACCCUGUACUCCACCGGGAGCCAGUGCAGCUAGAAAAGCACUGGGUGAAUAUGCUCCCAUGGCAGAGACUCGUGAGGAGCCUCGCUGCAGCAUUCAGCACCCGCUGGAGGAUAGAAUGGAAAAAUAAUGAGGGAGCAAGGAAAGUAGACUGGUAGAUAAUUUGAACAAGACUGGAAAUGAGCAGGGUUUGGGGGGGGGGGGAAUGCUGUGUUCGAGAAGAGAGCUUCAACACACCAUAACAGGGUACACUAUGUUUCUUGAGGCUUGCCACAUCUCCCUUUUACAAGGGAUCUCCUCUCUGGGAUUACGCUUUGUUCAGAAAGAAGAGAGCACAGGUGUUCCUGAUGUUAAAAGACUGAGGAGUUGACCUUUCCUGCUGUGUUUUUAGCAAGUGUAGGGUGCUGAAAAUUUGCUUCAAUGUUCUCCUCUGAUACUGCUCUCUAGACACUUGGGCCAAGGAGCAACGGUACCUGAGCAAAUCUAGCUUUAUGGGAGCAGACACCCUCUUGCCUCAAUUCCACAUGUUGCCAUCAGAAGAAAACCCUUCCAAUAUUUGUUUUUAAAUACAUUUUCGAGCUGAAGGUGCAGCUAUUUCAUGAUUACAGGUUUAAAUACUGGGUGAAAUCGUUCUGAAGUCGUAAAAGAGUAGCUUGGCAUGUAUUCAAAUGAACUCAAAUGAUCUUCUGUUAGCCCAGAAAUGAUGAAGGGUUUCCUUAUUUUUCCUUGCAGACGUUAGGAGGAAUCCCAUGGCAAGCAUAUUUCCAGCGAGUUCUCUCUUCCUCUUCUGCUACAUACGCACAAGUGUUAUCCUUUCUGGCAGCUUUUGGAUGUCUUGUGAUGGCAGUGCCUGCCGUACUCAUUGGUGCCAUUGGCGCAUCAACAGGUACACUGAGUGUCCAGAUCGCCGUUACUUAAAGCAGUGGGUACGAAGGGAAUGACCUUACUGCAGGGAUGGCGAAGAAAUCCAAUUCAGUUCUCAUUUAAAAGGAAAUCCGUAUAAUUUGCACUUUCUGAAACAAUAUGCAAAAUGAAACAUAACUAUCCAUAGAAAUUUGCACGUAUCCCAAUUUUGCAAUACAGUAUUCGGACAAUGAUCAGGACCACAGUGAGUGGUGAAAGGGAUUAGCACUCUCCCUUCUGUUGAAGAUGUUUUUUGACCCACCAGGGAAGCUGGUACUGGCAUCAAUAGCAGCUUCCUUUCUGGCACAAACAGCAGCUUUGUAGGUGAGGGGGGAAUUUCCAUCGGGACCAUGACAUGGAGGGAAAGGUCCUCUGCGCUGCAGUCUGGAUUUGAUUCCCCUUGAAGUUCCUUUUUUAAAGCACAGAGAGAUGCAUAGAACAUUUAUAUUAUCACACGUUAAAUGUGUGGAUGUCCCCAAGCUGAGCCACCUACCAAGCAAAGGCUGAAUCGAGGUUUUCUAAGGGUCAAAUUGUUUAUUAAAUGUGACCAUACAUGUAGCAACCAGUUUGAGCCUUAGAAAAUCUGUAUUCAGCACUUGCCCACACUUGGGGUGGGGAUAUGGGGAUUGUUUGUUAUAUGUAUUUUUAGAAACUGGAAAAUAAAGUAGUAUAUAUAUAUAUGGGUAUCUUGGGAAGUUUUUCUUCUCCCCAUCCCAUCCCAAAAUCAGAUAGAUAGAUAGAUAGAUAGAUAGAUAGAUUAUAAAUAUAGAUAGAUAUGGACACACACACACACCCCAUACUUGGAAAUGCUACUCUUAUAAAAGAAGGGUUAAUGCAGAGGUAGAUAACAUCAGACUCAGGGCCAAGACAUAGUCCUCUAGGCCGAUUUAUCUGGUCCUCAGUUGUUUCACUGCCUCAUUGCUCCUGCCAAAGCAACACCUCUCCUUGCUUUUGCCUCACACCCUCCUUGAGAGUUUUUGCCUAGCUGGAAGGUGUCCUUGAACAGUGACAAUGUGUUCUGCUUGUCUGGAAGGAGAGGUGAAUUGGUGUAAAAACCUGAGUUUUAGGUGAGUGCGAUGUAGCCUGUUGUCAAAGGUAAGAAUCACAUCCAUCGAUCCACCCAACUUUUGUCUCCGGCCACAACCACCGCUGGCAGUGGACACCCCGAAAAAGUUUCUCCAAAGUGAAAUGCUCCAAAUGGGGCUCCAAACGCUGCCCUCAGUGCAGAAGUCUAAGCUUCAUUCGGGCUGAUCUGGUCAUAAUAUUCGUGUGCUUGCAUUACAGAUUGGAACCAGACAGAGUAUGGUGAUUCAGACCCCAAAGACAACUAUGAAGCUGACAUGAUUUUACCCAUCGUCCUCCAGUACCUUUGCCCAGUGUAUAUCUCCUUCUUUGGCCUCGGGGCAGUGUCUGCUGCUGUCAUGUCAUCUGCCGACUCUUCCAUCUUAUCGGCGAGUUCCAUGUUUGCCCGGAACAUCUACCAGCUUUCUUUUCGGCAAAGUGUAAGAUUCACUAUUGCAACCACAGUUUCGUUCUGCGAUAGGAUUAGCCAUGCUGCCAAUAGUGACUGGUGGCACAAUGAACACAGAAAGAAAAACGAGCACUUAAUUGUUUCUGAGCUGCACAAAAUAUAGAGAUAUGAGCAGGGCUUUCCCCCCCCCCCCAGCUUGAAGUCACUGGAACUUAGUUCCAGCACCUCUCAGGUGGGUGCCAUUGCCAUUCCAAGAGAAUGUGGGAGGUGCUGAUUGUGACCUCUUUUUCUAGAAAAAUAGCCCUGGAUAUAAGGAACCUACAACUGUAGCUUCUGAUGCCCUGAAACUCUGGGCUGUGUGCAAAUGCCUUCCUGCUUCUACCCAUAAGGAACAAGGGAAGGCAAUUCAAUGCCUUGAGCACACAUUAAAUUGGUACACAAAGAAGGCCGGAUUUUCUUGGUAAACUCAGUGGUUGUAUAUUCUGAGCAAUGAUCCUCUGCCUCAGUUCAAGCUACCUGUUGAAGUUGAUUCACAAUCCUCCCCUGUCAUUUUGCUGUGGCGCUGCACUGAGCUAAGUCAUAGUUUGGCUUAGUGCGUCUUCCAAAUCUGGGAUCACUGUUUAGGUCUCUCCAGAUUAACCUCAAGCUGCAACCAGUGUUUGUUCUAUUGUAUACAGCUCAUGGUCUGUGAUAUUUCAAGACCUGUUCUUGACUUCAGUAAUAUUAAGUGCCAUGUCCUACAACAGGAUUUCCUCUCCAAAGCUCUGUAGUCAUUGGAGAUUUGAAGAGUGAACUUGAUAAAUAUCAGAAUCCUUUCAGGUCAGUUUGGUUAUGGAUGUCUAAGAUUCAAGAGUUUCUUUUCCGCUAAUCGCAUUAAAUCUAUAUAAUUCUGUCCUUUAUGGAUAUUCCUGUAAGAAAACUCACCGGUAGAAAACAAUGUUUUGUUCCUUUCUUUUACAGGCGUCAGACAAAGAAAUUGUCUGGGUCAUGCGAAUUACCAUUUUUGUGUUUGGAGCAGCAGCAACAGCGAUGGCCCUACUAGCUCAGUCGGUUUAUGGGCUCUGGUACCUCAGCUCUGACCUGGUUUACAUCAUCAUCUUCCCCCAGCUCUUGUGUGUCCUCUUCAUCAAAGGAACCAACACCUACGGCGCCGUUGCAGGGUAUCUGUUUGGUGUCAUACUACGAAUUACUGGGGGAGAACCGUAUUUGCACUUGCAACCCUUGAUUUUCUAUCCUGGUUGGGAUCAAGAACAGCAAAUUCAGAGAUUCCCUUUUAAAACAUUAGCCAUGCUUACCUCUUUCUUCACUAACAUUGGAGUAUCCUACCUGGCAAAAUACUUAUUUGAAAGCAGCACUUUGCCACCCAAAUUUGACUUCUUGGAUGCCGUUGUUGCGAAGCAUAGUAAGGAGAACAUGGACAAGGCCACUCUUGUGAAAAGUGACAAUAUUGUUUUAAACGAGUUGGCCCCUGUGAACCCUCGACACAGUUUGACUCUAAGCAGCACCUUCACAAACAAAGAGGCCUUCAGUGAUAUUGAUUCAAGUCCCGAUGUAUCCGCAGCAGAAGAUAAUUGACAACGGCCCCACAGAGGAGAGAGAUCGCUUUCACAUCCCCCACAAUGCAACAGGGUAUGCAACAAAGGGAGAUCAGAGGCGUUUUAGUUGAGGGAGAAAGAAUGGACAGGGAACAAACAAACAAAAACCACUGCACAAUCCUCUUCAGCUCAUUUCUAGGAAUAGUCUGUGGAAUAAAUUGUUGUGUUUUACGAUAAAAUGCGCUGGAAUAGAAUAAGUUGCUCUACUAGCAUUUGAAUGAAGCCAAGUAACUUAGUAUUUGGGAGGGGAAUGUUUGAAAAUAAAAAGAUUAAGUAACUUUUUUAUUUUAAAAUUACUUUUAUUCAGGUACCUGAAAGAAUCAACUAUAGCCAUAAUGAAUGUUCAGCAUCUGGUUCGGAGGAAGUGUAAUAAGCAAUCCCUACUACAGAUGAACAGAACCCCCAUGCAAUUCAUUUGUUGCUUGGUUGUACCAUUUCAGUGUGUAGGACAGUAUUGAAUGUUUCAAUUAAACUUGGAAAUGAACUGCGAAUUGGAAGGGCAAUUGGAGAGGCAUCACUCCAUUGAGUUUGGGUCCAUCUGGUUUAAUAAUAAUAAUAAUACUAAUAAUUUUAUUAUUUGUACCCCACCCAUCUGAUUGGUUUAUUCAGCACCUCAACUGCUAGGCAGUCCUCCCCUGCCAAUCCUCCAUCCCAAGCAAUGAAAACCUUAAUUUUGCAAAGGGAACAUGAGCAACCAACAUCAGGGAGGGUUCACUACAUAAGGGAGGAAACUUGUGGUGCUUCCUUCUAACUGAAACUGGUGCUAAGGAGUGUUGUUUCCCGCUGGGAAUUAGGGAGUUUGUCAUUUUCUCCCUUCAAAUUGAAUUGGGGGGCGGGGGACGAUGACUAAAAAUGCUAUGCAUCUCAGCCAGUAUUUGCUGAUCUUCAUGGGUUUCAAUUCAUGAAGCAGAGAAAACUACAAAUCCCAUGAUCCCCUGAGGAAAACUAUAUUUCUUGGCUGCUACUUCUAGCUAAAAGCACCCCUGACUAUGGGCCAUGAUGGCUGAGGAAUGGGAAUACAGUGCAAGGCUUUGAUCUCCUCUUGCCCUAGCCCACUGAUAUUCCAUUUAGGAGAACAAAACUACAUGGAGAGAUCCAUUCACAGAUCUCUUACAUAGCAUAUGAUUUGAUUCCGAGUAGAUCCGAUAAUGGGAUAAUGAACUGUGCUAAUUGUUUUGUUUCAAAAUUAAAUGAUGCAAAUUUCCAUCCAAAAGUAUUUCAUUUUUAUUAACAUUUAUUAAUAUCUCGGGAGUUCCAGAUGUUCACUCUGAGAACUACUUCACCCUGCCCUUUAUGAAAUGGGGGGCGGGGGGAGGGGGCAAAUAAUGAAUUGCUGUAAAUGUGCUUUCCUGAGUGUCAAAGCAAAACUAUGGAUAAGUUGCGGCAUUUUUAAGUAAUCAGAUUUUUUGCAGCUUGGUACAUUUCUAGUGUAGCAGGUUCCCACAUUUCUACCCAGGUUUAUCAUGGCUCAGCAAUCAGGACUCAUCUUCCUGUAUCGCAUCAGGGAGUAUCUUAACAACAAGAAGAAAGUAGGAAUGUUUUAACCCUAUCACACAGUAUUUCAAGUCAGGACAGCUGGCACAAGGUAGAUGAGAAGGAAGCAAUAUUUUGCAGUGGUUUCCCUAUGUUUUCUGUGAAGGCACCCUCACAACAUUGAUGGCCGAAGGUUCAGAGGGCCUCCCUAGUUGCAUAGCCUUUCCUAUGGCCAUCUCUUAAAAUGAUUGUACGAGCAUACACUGUUGCACAACAGGAUGGCCUGUAGCACUUCACGGACAAAAACCUUGCCAUAGCACUGUUCAGAGCACCACAAAAAGCUGGCAAAUGAUCUGUAAUCAUUCUGCUGUAUGUGCCAGAUGGGAAAUCUUUGAGCCGAUUGGCUGGGUGCACAUUUUUGUCACCUGUAUCCAGAGAUAUAUAGAAAGAAAUGUACAACCAAAGACUGAAAGGUGAUUCUUGUGCUGAGUUUUUCAGGUGCUGGGAAUUUCCAGGACUGGGAACUGGCCGCUCUUCCCUCUAUGACCUUUUCAUAUCUUCACUCAAAACAUUUAAUGCAUACACUGGCCUGACAGCAGAAUCCACAUCUGAAGUCAAGUCCAUUCUGAGGGUCGGGUAGGCAACAAUCUGCGUAGUCAGACAGUUCGGAGGACAGAGAAUCCACAGGACCAAGGGUCCAGAUGGAAAGCAGGAAGCAGCUAGGUAGGGCUGGGAACCCCAGGCUGCUGCUGAGAGCUACAUUUAAGAAUGAUGGAGCCAGCUAGCUCUCACCAGUGCCAUCUCUCCCAUUUCCUCGAUAGCUGAUCAGCUGAAGGUGGAGUCACUCCGCCUUCUCCUCUUCAGGCUGCUGUUCAACAGGCAAAGCUGACUCCUGGACCAGGACAGGCCCAGUCCAUGAAGGAAGGAUUCCCGUAGGCUCAACAGAGACCUAGUUCCAUCCCUGCGUUUGCACCUGCAGGCAGGGAGGAGGGGUGAGAAAGAGGGUCUCUUGCAGUUACAAAAAUCCUCCAUUUAUGUGGGCACUGUGCCCGUAUGGGACUGGAUUACGCUCUUUCUUAUUUUUAUCCAUUGUUUGUUCUUUCUGUACAUGAGUGAGAGGGAGCCUCCCCGCCACAGCUUCAGAUAACUAGCAAUGGUUAUUGAAACUGUAUGUCUGUCGCACUGCAACAGCCCAUUGAUGUUACUGCAAAGAGCAACAUGGCGCAAGGGCUCAGCCAAGUGGGUUUUUUUAGGGUAGGAAAGGCUCAGAUAUGGACAGGAGAGCCAAGCCCUGUAAAGCCCACAGAGUGGGUUCUCCAUCACUCCAUCCUGUGCCCAUUGGAAUGGGCACCCAUUGGGUGACCAAGAACAGGUGGAACCAGAGGCAAUAGCAGUCAGAGCCAGCUAAUGCUAGUUUCAUCCCCUUGCUGCGUUGAACAAGAGAAGCAUUGAGACUUUGAGGGUGGAAGCUGAUAGGCAUGUCCCGGACUGGUUGGUUGAAAGAGGGGCAGGUGGAAGUUGCCUGGGGGCAAACUGAGGUUGGUGGGGCAGUGCCCCAUUUGCCCAAACUGAUCAAGUUUCACUGCUAUUAACAGUGGCACAGCUUUGCACAAGCUAGAAGCUGCAGGACCUCUUUUUUCUGCAAUGCUAAGAGAAGGGGAUGGGACUAGGUUCUAAGCCUGUCCACAGAUGAGCCCAUGUCAACAGUACAAUAUUAUUUAAUCUCUUGUUGCCCUCAAGGGCUGGUGAUAGAUGUACAUUACUAACCUUACAAGAGCCUCAAAUGAAUGUAAACGUUAACGGUGUUAAUCAUAUACACAGCAACAAUAAGAUCUUAGCCUUUUAUUUUCAUAGAGUAUGGCCAUUUAAUCUUUGAAAUGUAUCUAAAAUAUUUUAAAUAGUAGAAAGAAAAUGGUCAAGAUCACCUGUCUACCCUUCAAGCUGAUUUGACUGAGUAAAACGUGCAACUCAUCAGUAUAUAAUUGUAAGUCUGCUAUUUAAACAGGGUAGUAAUUGUGGCUAUUAUUUGUUAAUAGAUGUAUAUUUUUGUCUGUGUCAGAAAUAUAUUAAAAAUGGUUGGAUCUAAUAAGAACCAUGCUGUAGAUGUGUAAGUUUUCUCUCUGCAUGUGCAAUGUAUUUCAAUAGUGCCCAAGAGGUUCAGAGGGG
This is a messenger RNA of Podarcis lilfordi (Lilford's wall lizard), 32844 nucleotides long. NCBI's taxonomy places the organism in Eukaryota, Metazoa, Chordata, Lepidosauria, Squamata, Lacertidae. The record is from the annotation of a GenBank genome assembly.